Molecule: messenger RNA, 582 nt
Organism: Rhodotorula toruloides NP11
Lineage: Eukaryota; Fungi; Basidiomycota; Microbotryomycetes; Sporidiobolales; Sporidiobolaceae
Product: 40S ribosomal protein s9
Exons: 5
Coding region: 1-582 (193 amino acids)
Biological process (GO): positive regulation of translational fidelity; translation
Cellular component (GO): cytosolic small ribosomal subunit
Molecular function (GO): rRNA binding; structural constituent of ribosome
Source: RefSeq, a predicted model, not a curated record
AUGGCCAUCGCACCACGAACUUUCCCUUCCCUUGUCCCUCGUCGCCCGUACGAGUCGGCCCGCCUCGAUGCUGAGCUCAAGCUCGCUGGCGAGUACGGUCUCAAGAACAAGCACGAGAUCUGGAGGAUUGCCUUGAUCCUUUCCAAGAUCCGCCGUGCUGCUCGUGAGCUUCUCAAGCUCGACGAGAAGGACCCGAAGCGUCUCUUCGAGGGCAACGCCUUGAUCCGCAGGCUCAUCCGCAUCGGCGUUCUCGACGAGCAGCGCAUGCGUCUCGAUUACGUCCUUGCCCUCAAGGUCGAGGACUUCCUCGAGCGCCGCCUCCAGACCCAGGUCUUCAAGAGCGGCCUUGCCAAGUCGAUCCACCACGCUCGUGUCCUCAUCCGCCAGAGGCACAUCCGUGUCGGCAAGCAGAUUGUCAACGUUCCCUCGUUCGUUGUCCGUCUCGACUCGCAGAAGCACAUCGACUUCGCUCUCACCUCGCCCUACGGUGGUGGACGUGCCGGCCGUGUCAAGCGCAAGCGCGCAAAGGCGGCUGCCGGUGGCGAGGGUGGUGACGACGCCGAGGAGGAGGACGACGAGUAG